AGUCGAUUUUUGUUGCUCAGAGCUGCGAAGGCAGACAAACACUUUCUGUUUAGUACAUAAUGUGCCUUGCUUCUAAUGUCACCCAAUGGAAAGUCUCUCCCAUGCAGCGUAUCGACCGGCAAAAUCGAUUGACGGCGAUGUCAAGGCUUUUGCAGCUCUAGCCGAUGGUGAUUUGUGUUAGACAAGUCCUACUGUACACCGCACACUUUUGGCCCUGCGUCAAAAUUAUUUUUGGAGCAAUCAGGUUACAUACACAAUGUCGAUGGCCGAGACCCUGGACUACCUCGUGGUGGGCAACCCUGUCAGCCAGAUGAUCAUCCUGACCGCCAAUGCCUUCCUGCAGAGCAUCGGCCUGCUGCCGCCGAAGUGUCCCGCGGAGGACACGCUGCUCGUCUUCCAGCCCUCGUCGCACUCGUUCGUGCGCUCGCACAGCUCACUGUACUGCCUCGCCGGGAGCCACUAUCACUUCAUGCGGCUGGCCGGGAUCGGCGGAGCAUCGGCCAUCUUCAUGGGCGCCUACUGCAAGUACGUGCUGCGGGACCUGGAGAGUGUCCGGGAGCAACUGGACUCGCAGGCCUUCGCCGAUGUGGCCAACCGCAUCCACUUCCUGCACUCCUUCGCCCUGAUGGCCAUGCCCCUGGCCCACUAUCCCUUCCUCACCGGAGCACUGAUGAUCACUGGCACCCUCUUCUUCAGCGGUUCCAUGUACUACCGCGCCCUGACUGGCGAGAAGUGGAUGCAGCCGUAUGCCACCAUCGGGGGAUUCUGCCUCAUGGGCGCCUGGCUGUCGUUGGUCCUCUAGAAUCCGAGUACUACUUGUGUAGCUUGUCCCGAAUGGUAUUGCCAGAAUGCCCAGACGAAUCUCGCGUCCUAACUACGCUAUAUAGUAAAUAUAUAGUCCGUCUUAAAAGUGAACUCUGGUGGCGUUUGCAGCCCGUGGAAGACACUUUUAAGAUAUAUAUUUCUAUGAGCUGUUGGCCAAAAGUCCACACAUAGAUCCCUAAAAUCAAAUAAAUACAAUAUAGGUGUUUCUUAUGGGAAAUUAUAAUAUAUAAACUAAGAAAAACUCGAUUUUUGGGGCGACUAUUGUAGCGUUGCACUAUGAUAUUAGGAUCUUUCUUCGAACUUUUACAUUACCCAUCGGUUAAUCCUCCUUUGUUACAGGCAAUUCUGCCAAAAACGCUUUUAAAAAA
This is a messenger RNA of Drosophila biarmipes, 1193 nucleotides long. Its product is annotated as transmembrane protein 256 homolog. Lineage: Eukaryota; Metazoa; Arthropoda; Insecta; Diptera; Drosophilidae. Bases 257 to 802 code for a protein of 181 amino acids. The record is from RefSeq and is a predicted model, not a curated record. The transcript has a single exon.